Messenger RNA from Arvicola amphibius (Eurasian water vole), 960 nucleotides. It is a transcript of the gene Adora3, whose product is annotated as adenosine A3 receptor. Lineage: Eukaryota; Metazoa; Chordata; Mammalia; Rodentia; Cricetidae. The record is from RefSeq and is a predicted model, not a curated record. Gene Ontology annotation, cellular component: membrane; dendrite; synapse. The coding region runs from base 1 to 960 and encodes 319 amino acids. Gene Ontology annotation, biological process: G protein-coupled adenosine receptor signaling pathway. The transcript is spliced from 2 exons. Gene Ontology annotation, molecular function: G protein-coupled adenosine receptor activity.
AUGACACCUGACGACACCACGGCAGCAUUGUGGUUGAAAAUCACCUACAUCUCCAUGGAGGUUAUCAUCGGGCUCUGCGCUGUAGUGGGCAACAUGCUGGUCAUCUGGGUGGUCAAGCUGAACCCCAGUCUGAGGACCACCACCUUCUAUUUCAUAGUCUCCCUAGCCCUGGCUGACAUUGCCGUUGGGAUACUGGUCAUGCCUUUGGCCAUUGCUGUCAGCCUGGACGUGAAGAUGCACUUCUACACCUGCCUUUUCAUGGCCUGCGUGAUUCUGAUCUUCACCCACGCCUCCAUUAUGUCCUUGCUGGCCAUUGCUGUAGACCGUUACCUGCGGGUCAAGCUGACAGUCAGAUACAGGGCGGUCACCACUCAAAGAAGAAUAUGGCUCUCCCUGGGCCUUUGCUGGCUAGUAUCUUUCCUGGUGGGACUGACCCCCAUGUUUGGCUGGAAUAAAAAAGUGAUCUCAGGGCUCCCCCAAAAUAUCACCACCCUUUCGUGCCAUUUCCGUUCGGUCGUGCCUCUGGAUUACAUGGUCUUCUUCAGCUUCAUCACCUGGAUCCUCAUCCCCCUCGUCGUCAUGUGCGUCAUCUACCUCGACAUCUUCUACAUCCUCCGCAAGAAACUCAGUCAGAACUUAUCUGGCUUCCGAGAGACACGUGCAUUUUACGGGCGGGAGUUCAAGACAGCCAAGUCCCUGUUCCUGGUUCUCUUCUUGUUCGCUUUGUGCUGGCUGCCGUUGUCCAUCAUCAACUUUGUUUCCUACUUUAAAGUUAACAUACCAGAGGUCGCAAUGUGCCUGGGGAUCCUGUUGUCCCACGCGAACUCUAUGAUGAACCCUAUCGUCUACGCUUGUAAGAUAAAAAAGUUCAAGGACACCUACUUUGUGAUCCUCAAAGCUUUCAGGGUCUGUCAGUGCUCGGUUUCCUUGGACUCCAACUCGGAACAGACUACUGAGUAG